Molecule: messenger RNA, 980 nt
Organism: Somion occarium
Lineage: Eukaryota; Fungi; Basidiomycota; Agaricomycetes; Polyporales; Cerrenaceae
Source: the annotation of a GenBank genome assembly
AGAACCAAAUCUGAAGAGAACCCACGGAGGACGAACGUAACGCUAUGAUUGUCAUCUACUAUCCUUCCCGUAAACAUGAGACUUCCAGGCGGGGUCGGACACCACCACGCUCACCAAGGGUCCUGGUCAAAGAGCGCAGCAGGAAACACUCUAGUGACUCGAGAAACCAGGUGACAGGUUCAUCUCCAAAGAACCCUUUCCGGAGAUCAUCGCGAUCAUUAACGAGAGAACCGAAGAGCCCUCGACCACUAUCAACAAUGAACAGACAAGAGCAUGCGAGCAGCUUUAAUCGCCCAGACGGGUAUUAUUUGGAUAGGAACCAUGGGCGUAGGAGCAGUAUAUCCACAUCGUAUCAUCCGCAGCCUCCUGCACCCCAUUUUGAGGCACCGAUGAGGAAUGUACGAAGACGAAGCUCCAGCUGUGUUGACAUAGUUCCACCGCUCGUUUCUUGCCUCAAGAAGAGAGAUUCCUUCGACCCAAACAGUAAUACCAGGGGACGGUCCUUACCGGGAAACCAUCGAGUAAGGUUCAAUCCCUUCGCCCAGUUGGUCACGAUAUCGCCAGCACCAACAGUAGCAAGCUGGACCUCGCGAGAUGACCAAGGGUCAUCUCCUUGGGCUUCAAGUUCAAGGAGUACUGCGCCACAAGGUGGUCAGCCUUCACAACGGGGGCAAGAGAUGCGAGAAUCAUGGUAUCCUGAUGAACGUGCCCGACAGAAGGGAAGUGGUUACAGAGACAGUCACCCGAGGCGUAGUCACCGUUCCGAGAGACGAUAUGAUAACAGAUGGUAGGCUUUACAGAUUGUCCUGCAAGUAUGGCAGACAAGUAGUUUGCUAGAGUUGGCUUCUAGUUCAUGCGAUUGUGCAUAUGUCCGAUAGCUUGAAACAUGGAGCAUAGAUGGUUAGAAACAUAAGAAAUAUGUAUGGUUCGUGAUAAUAUGGCUAGUUGUCAGCCUAUUCAAGCGCGAAGACGCAUAUCAC